UUGUACUAAUCUCUCUCUCUCUUCUCUUCUUCUCUUCUUCAACCUUUGACUCCUCGCUUCCGUGCCCCGCGCCACGGUUCUCUCCCUCUUAGCGUGCUCCGACGUGCUCCUUGCAUCUCCACUCCUGCUCUUCAUCAUCAUCCUCUUGGUUAUCAUUUCUCUAGGGUUUUUGAAAAGGUUGGUGAUUGAUUGUUGUGAAACAGUUGGGCAGCAAGAGAGAGAGAGAAAGAGAGAGAGAGAGGAGAGGAGGAGCGGAAGGUGGAGAUUGUGGACUGGGGAAUGAGAAAAGGUGGGAGGUUUUUGAGUUUUGGUUGAUUGUUCAAGUGUGUCGCCAUGGCAGGGAGCAACGAGGUCAAUGUCAAUGAGUCUAAGAGGGUGGUGCCCCUGAACACAUGGGUGCUCAUCUCCAACUUCAAACUGAAGUACAACAUGCUGCGCCGGCCCGAUGGCACCUUCAACCGCCACCUUGCUGAGUUUCUCGACCGCAAGGUCUCCGCCAAUGCCACACCUGUCAAUGGUGUCCUCUCCUUUGACCUUCUCAUCGACCGCCCUACUAGCCUCCUUGUCCGUAUCUAUCGUCCCUCGCCCUUUCCUGAUACUGAUAACACUGAACCAUCCACCUCUUCAAUGUCCUCCCUCCUCACUGAUCUCAUUCAGCCCCCUUCCUCAGAUCCUUUCCCUGUGAUUGUAUUCUUCCAUGGUGGCAGCUUUGCACACUCAUCUGCCAACACUGCCAUCUAUGAUUCUCUCUGCCGCCGUUUUGUCUCACUUUGCAAUGCAGUUGUUAUCUCUGUUAACUAUCGCCGAUCCCCUGAGUAUCGGUAUCCAUGUGCGUAUGACGAUGGCUGGACUGCACUCAAGUGGGCUUCUACUCAACCUUGGCUUCAUUCUGGCAAGGAUUCCAAGCUCCGGGUCUUCCUUGCUGGCGAUAGUUCUGGUGGCAACAUCGCACAUCAUGUAGGACUGAGGGCCAUUGAGUCUGGCAUUACUAUUUCCGGCAAUAUUCUGCUCAACCCCAUGUUUGGUGGACAGGCUCGAACUGAAUCAGAGAAGAGAUUGGAUGGGAAAUACUUUGUGACAAUUCAAGAUAGAGAUUGGUAUUGGAAAGCAUUCCUUCCAGAGGGGGCAGACCGAGACCAUCCGGCUUGCAACCCUUUUGGUCCCAAUGGGAAUGAUCUCAAAGGCCUUCCCUUCCCGAGAAGUAUCGUUGUGGUGGCAGGGCUUGAUCUUGUUCAGGAUUGGCAGCUUGCUUAUGUUGAUGGGCUCAAGAAAGCCGGACAGGAUGUGAAGCUUGUUUAUCGUGAGCAGGCUACUAUAGGGUUCUACUUGCUGCCCAACACUGACCAUUUUUAUGAAGUCAUGGAGGAGAUCAAGGGUUUUGUGAGUUCUAAUUGUUAAUAAAUACAGACAAUAUAUAUAUAUUUAUAUAUGUCGAUACAGAUAUAGAUAUAGGUAUCGAGAGGUAGACAUCCUGCUUGGAGUUUGUUACUUCUUCCUGGAAGUGGUGCUGUAUUAGCUGGGGAUCAUUGUGUGCCUGAAAACUGGUUUUUCUUCAGAGUGUUUGCUUGUGUUUCAACUUGAAUUUAGUGGGCUGAUACACAGUUAUGCAUAUGAUGAAUCAAUUGAUGAUUUCGUUCACAGAAGUACAAAUAUGGAUUGAAUUACAAAAUGCCACAAUGAAGAGAUAAAAGGGCAAACAUCAUGCAACCAGACAAAAAAUGGCAGGAAGAGCUCUCAAGGAAAAGGAGCAAAGAAUGGAGACCAAUGAGGACAAAG
Messenger RNA from Dioscorea cayenensis subsp. rotundata (Guinea yam), 1776 nucleotides. RefSeq names its product gibberellin receptor GID1C. Bases 334 to 1398 code for a protein of 354 amino acids. The transcript has 3 exons. Gene Ontology annotation, molecular function: hydrolase activity; gibberellin binding. Gene Ontology annotation, cellular component: nucleus; cytoplasm. Gene Ontology annotation, biological process: positive regulation of gibberellic acid mediated signaling pathway; raffinose family oligosaccharide biosynthetic process; floral organ morphogenesis. NCBI's taxonomy places the organism in Eukaryota, Viridiplantae, Streptophyta, Magnoliopsida, Dioscoreales, Dioscoreaceae. The record is from RefSeq and is a predicted model, not a curated record.